GCGGUGGGAGUCAGUUCUGUUAUAGUAGGCCACGAGGCAGCACUUACCCACCAGGCUUUUUCAUUACUUGCAACUCUCUCUUUAGUUUGGUAGAAUGAAAAGACAAUCGGUGUAUCAGUGUCAGUGUUGAAGCCGCCGAAAUAAACAAUAUAUAAACAAUUAACAGUUGACCAUCUCAAUAAAGUCUAAUCCAGUCUAAAGUCUAUUCCCAGAACUUUGAUUUAAGUGAGGGAAACAGUUAUUAAAGUAAUUAAUGGUUGUUCUUACAACCGUAAAUUGAAUGCAAAUUUUAUUUAUGUGAAAUUUCGUUUCAUCUAUAUAUUUUGAUUUAUCAAUGACAGUGAAAUAAUAUAACUGGUUUAUUUCAAUAGAAAGUACUGAUAAUUUGAAAUGACAUAUUGUGAUGAAUUGACUGAAUGAUUUUUCAUUAAUUGAUGUAUAAUGAGAUUGCAGUGGACUAUAUAACUAAUGAUGAAUUGCCAUUAGCGUUUUGGAUUGGGAGGUGUUUUAUUGUGAGAUGAGCAUCAACGUUAUUUUUAUUAUUUUAGCAAUUUGUUGGAUCAAUUUUCUCGGUGAUCCUGUAAGGGCUGAACGAUGGCCAUGGGCGCUGGACGAGCAGAACGAUGCUGAGAUAUUCCAAGCAAUCGUCGAAUCGAUGAGACAAUGGGAAUUGCACAGAAAAAUUUCCCACAGAGCCAAGCGAGAAGUUUCAAGGGUUUGCUAUGAAGAUGUCGGCUGUUUUGAGGACACUGGACCUUUUAGCUAUCUGGAGAUGCUGCCUUCCCCUCCAAAAGAUGUCGGGACGAGAUUUUUUGUCUAUGGGACUCGCAAGGCAAGAUCAGUGCCCAUGGAAGUUGCUGCCGAUGAUAUCAAUGAAAAGGCAAAUAAUGCAAUUGACACGGAGUUGCCAACCAAGGUCAUUGUUCAUGGUUUUGGAUCGGGCUGCGAUCACAUCUGGGUUUACGAGAUGAGAUCUGCUUUGAUGGCAGCUCAUGACUGCAAUAUUGUUUGCGUGGACUGGGGUCCAGGCAGUGUCCUCCCGAAUUAUGUAAGAGCAGCGGCAAAUACUCGUCUCGUAGGAAGGCAACUGGCCAAGUUGAUAAGAGGACUGAAUAUCUCUCUUGAUAAGGUGCACUUCAUUGGAUUUAGCCUGGGAGCUCAUGUCGCUGGAUUCGCUGGAGCAGAGCUCGGAAAUGUAUCCAGGAUCACAGGUCUCGACCCUGCAGGGCCCCUCUUUGAAUCCCAGGAUCCUCGAGCAAGACUAGACGAGACAGAUGCUAAUUUCGUAGACGUCAUACACAGCAAUGGAGAACAGUUGAUUUUGGGAGGAUUGGGUUCCUGGCAGCCGAUGGGAGACGUUGAUUUCUAUCCCAACGGAGGUAGAAUGCAGAUCGGCUGUUCAAAUCUUUUCGUUGGUGCUGUGUCUGACAUAAUAUGGAGCGGAUCAAUCGAGGGUCGAUCGCUCUGCAAUCAUCGUCGAGCCUACAAGCUCUUCACCGACUCCAUCAGUCCAAAAUGCCGUUUUCCAGCGUUUCCCUGUGAAAAGGGGUAUGAUGGUCUACUCCAAGGUGACUGUUUUCCUUGCGGUCAGGACAGACCUUGCGGAGACAUGGGCUAUUACUCGGACUCCUCUAGUGCGCGUGGACAGUUAUAUCUGGUGACCAGAGAGGAAGAGCCAUUCUGCGCCCAUCAGUAUCAAAUAAAAGUUUACAAUAGUCGCAGUGAAAGACCAACAAGGAGUUAUGGUAAACUGCAGGUAACACUUGUUGGCGCUGGGGGCUUUAACGAGACUUUCACCAUGACAAAAAAGGAUGAUGAAGAACUGGUUGUUGGGGCUAUACUCCAUAAAAUUGUCGUUCCUCAUCCAGUUGUUAUUGAUUUAGAUGCUAUUGAGGUGAAAUAUACGGCAUACAGUGGAUGGAUAUCCUCCGGUCUCGUCUCCUGGAGCAUCGACAAGGUCUCUAUCUUCGAUAGCUUUGGAAAGAGCCUAUCGAUCUGUCGAAGAGGGCUCAUUCUUGAAUCAGGGCAUUCCGUGCAUUUUCCACUAUACUCGGGCGAGUGCAAUAUUCCCGAAGAAUCAGCUACUUUCACUGACGAUUCAAUGUCAAAUACCACAACCUCGUCUUCAAAUGAGGCGAAAGAUUCAGAAGAUUCUGGCAAGAGUAACACUGUAACAAAAACUAUUGGAAUAGGUCCCUUCAUGAAAGAUCAAAAUUUUCAAUCCAACUUGGAUAGAAAAGAUAUCUACAGCGUGGACCUGCCGAUAGAUCGGGCAAGUACCUCCAAAAACAUAGGACCUUUCACGAAGGAUCAGAAUCUUCGAAUAUUUGACAAAACUCCAUCAAAUACACCAGAACAGUCGAAACAAACCGUUUGGUUCUUCAUAGAUCUCAACGGCACUGGAAACUCACUUGACAACACUGAAACUGAGUCGGGUCGUGGCUUUUCCAGCUUAUCCUACAUUCCCCCAGCUUUCAAGUCCUCCAACAAUCUCGAGAAUCGUACAUCUUUACCUCAAAAUAGCAAAUACCACUCAGAAAUCCAAGAGCCAGUUCUUCAGGCCAAGAAGAAGGAGACAGGAAGGUCCAUGCGACUUCCUGAGAUUACGGAGCCUAUUUUGAGACCUAGAACUACGCGACAAAACUCAGAGGCAAGUUCUAAAGGCCCUGAAGAAAGCCAGGUACCUGGUGAGAAAGUGCGCGAUGAGUCUGUGGGAUUUACUGUGCAGUUUCUGCCAGAAAGAUUAGCGGGAAUCUUGGCUCAGGCCGAGAGAUACGCCCGACAGACUCUUCUUCCUCUCAUUUCUCAAUACACACCAUCCUUCAUCAAUAACUCUCGAAAGGAACGCCUCAAGUAUUUUCCCUCCCUCUCAGAAAUAUCGCAGGAUGAGGAAAAAAUUAAUAAGCCAAGUGAAGAUUCUAAUAAACAUGCGGAAAAAAAUUGGUCCGAUCAAGGGGGUGAAAACAGAUUCAGCGGUGAUAUUUCAGGAGAUAAGAAGGAAGAUUGGAUUCCAAUUACAGUAUCUCAAAAUAAUAGAGAUGAUAAGAAUGCUAGCACUUUCAGGAGCUCUGAUAAUUCGGAGGGCAAGUGGAUUAAACGAGAGGGAAAAGAAUUACUAGAAAUUCAACAGAAUGAAAAACCUCACGAGACAACUUUUCAGAGUAGCUCUUCAAUGAUAAAAGAUAGUGAAAGUGUUAAAGAGGAGGAAACGCAUGUUGUUGAUGCUUGGGUGCCGAUAAUUAAUCGGGGAAAAAUCGAUACUUCAAUUUUAAGUUCUCAAAACGUUGCAAAUUUACCGUCCAGUGAUAAUGUGAAUUCUAAUGAUGAAAAAGAUUCGCGAAAAUUUAUUCCGCUGAUUGAUAUUCAGCCCAAUGUGCGUUUGACUGCUAAAGAGAGGGAAAAUAAUCGGGCAAUAAUUUCGACGACUGAGGAAAUUUCGCCGCACGUUGAGAAAAUUGAGAAUAUGGUGGAUAUGAGGAGUAGCUUCAGAAGUUUUGCGACCAAGUCGUUGGCUUUUCCGUAUGCCUAUGAGAGGAAGACGGAUCCUAGGACUAGGUACAUCCCUCUAAUACCUGAGGAAGACAUGGGAAGGAAGGGGAGACUACACGAAAGAGAAGAGCGAUGAUUUUAUACCGCUUCCAAAAUUAAUUUUUGGACAUUGUACAGAUUGUUUUGGGCAUCCGACUAAUGAGUUUGCUUAGAGAGAAAUGUUAGAAAAUUCUACUUUGUGAAGAACGGGACCAGUAAUUCAGGAAUCCGACGCCAAGAAAUUUAUUUCACAAGGAAAAAGCAAAAUCCAAAAAUGCGGUUCAAACAAACAAUUGGUGUAAUAGUAUUUUCCAUUUUGUUGAUAGAAUUUUUGUUCAAUAUAAAUUUUUCUUGGAUAAAUUAGAAAAAAAGAGAUAUUUGAAACGGAUAAGAAUUUUGAUUAUUGUUCUCAACUCUAUAAGGUAACAGACUCAGGAAUUAUUCAAUUUCCGGAAAUAGUUGCCUAUCAACUUGUUUUUAAAUGUAUAAUCACUAAUCUCAAUUCAAUAAUAAUAAUAAAUGGGAAGUAUUAUAAAAUAUACACCUAAUUAAUUUAUAAAUUACUUCAUACAUUACGCUGCAAAUUACGAUUGUUACUAUUUUUUGUAUUUAUUGUAGAACUUGGAGACUAAGACAAUUACAACAAUAAUCCCUG
This is a messenger RNA of Diachasmimorpha longicaudata, 4183 nucleotides long. RefSeq lists its product as uncharacterized. Bases 518 to 3625 code for a protein of 1035 amino acids. Lineage: Eukaryota; Metazoa; Arthropoda; Insecta; Hymenoptera; Braconidae. Gene Ontology annotation, molecular function: lipase activity. Gene Ontology annotation, biological process: lipid catabolic process. The record is from RefSeq and is a predicted model, not a curated record. The transcript is spliced from 8 exons.